AUGGCAGUCACCACCGCAUCACCAACAUCGCCACCACCAUCAAUGGCCCAAGAUCUACUCAAUUCCCUUCCCAAAACCCUAAAACUCAAAACGAAACAACAAGAGCUUCUCCUCCGCGUCACAACGCUAGGUUUAAUCUACAUCCUCGCAUUCAUCACUCGUCUCUUCAGUGUUCUCCGUUACGAAUCCAUGAUCCAUGAAUUCGAUCCGUAUUUCAACUACCGUACAACUGUUUAUUUAACAGAGCACGGUUUCUCCGAGUUUUGGAACUGGUUUGACUCAGAUUCGUGGUAUCCGCUCGGUCGUAUCAUCGGCGGUACGCUUUAUCCCGGUCUUAUGCUCACCGCCGCCGCGCUUUAUAAAAUCCUCCAUUUCCUCAGAUUUGCUGUACACAUCCGUGAAGUCUGUGUUCUAACGGCGCCUUUCUUUGCUUCGAAUACAGCGAUUGUUGCUUACUUCUUUGGGAAAGAGGUGUGGGAUUCCGGUGCUGGAAUUGUUGCUGCGGCUUUGAUUGCAAUUUGUCCUGGGUACAUUUCGAGAUCUGUCGCUGGAUCUUAUGAUAAUGAAGGAGUUGCGAUUUUCGCUUUGUUGUUGACAUUUUAUUUGUUUGUGAAAGCUGUUAAUACUGGAUCGUUAUCGUGGUCUUUGGCAUCUGCGUUUGGUUAUUUCUAUAUGGUUUCGGCUUGGGGUGGUUAUGUGUUUAUUAUCAAUUUGGUUCCACUCUAUGUGUUGGUCUUGUUGGUAACUGGGAGAUACUCUUUGAGACUUUAUGUUGCUUAUAAUUGCAUGUAUAUUUUGGGAAUGUUGCUUGCUAUGCAGAUUAGGUUUGUUGGGUUUCAGCAUGUUCAAUCUGGAGAACAUAUGGCUUCUAUGGGUGUCUUUUUCUUGCUCCAGGUAUUUUUCUUUUUGGAUUGGGUAAAGCAUUUGCUUGGAGAUGUAAAAUUGUUUCAAGCAUUUUUGAGGAUUACUGUAACUGGUGCAGUUAGUGUUGGUGCCAUUGCCUUAGGACUCGGCACUGCAUCUGGUUACAUAUCACCAUGGACCGGAAGGUUUUAUUCCUUGCUUGAUCCAACAUAUGCUAAGGAUCACAUUCCAAUUAUUGCUUCUGUCUCUGAACAUCAGCCUACUGCCUGGUCAUCCUUCAUGUUUGAUUUCCAUAUAUUGUUGUUCCUUUUCCCUGCUGGGCUCUAUUUUUGCUUCAAGCGCUUGUCAGAUGCCACAAUCUUCAUAGUUAUGUAUGGUCUUACAAGCAUGUACUUUGCUGGUGUUAUGGUUCGAUUAAUUCUUGUUGCUACACCUGCUGUAUGCCUCAUUAGUGCUAUUGCAGUUUCUGCCACUGUGAAGAAUUUGACUCGGGUUGUGCGAGCAAAAAGCCAAACCUUACAAAGUGGUUCUGGUAAAGGAACUAGUGCUUCAAAAGGUUCUUCUAAGGGUGUAAUUGAUAACUCACAGCCUUUCCAAAAGAAUGGUGCUAUUGUGUUGCUUCUCGGUGCUUUUUAUCUUCUCAGUAGAUAUGCUAUUCACUGUACCUGGGUUACAUCUGAGGCAUACUCAUCUCCCUCAAUUGUCUUGGCUGCAAGAGGUGCCCACGGCCAGAGGGUUAUAUUUGACGAUUAUCGUGAGGCUUACUUUUGGCUUCGCCAGAACACUGCACCAGAUGCCAAGGUGAUGUCUUGGUGGGAUUAUGGUUAUCAAAUCACGGCCAUGGGAAACAGAACAGUUAUUGUUGACAAUAACACCUGGAACAAUACACACAUAGCAACUGUUGGGCGUGCAAUGUCAUCUUAUGAGGAUGAGGCGUAUGACAUAAUGAGAUCGCUUGAUGUUGACUAUGUAUUAGUCGUGUUUGGUGGUGUUACUGGUUACUCCUCUGAUGAUAUUAAUAAAUUUCUAUGGAUGGUGAGAAUUGGCGGUGGAGUUUUUCCUGUAAUAAAGGAACCUGAUUACCUUGUCAAUGGAGAGUAUCGUGUAGAUAAAGGAGCAGCUCCAAAGAUGUUGAACUGUCUUAUGUACAAGCUGUGUUACUAUCGGUUUGGGGAGAUGACAACAGAAUAUGGCAAACCACCUGGGUAUGAUCGUGCUAGAGGAGUUGAAAUUGGAAACAAGGACGUGAAGCUGGAGUAUUUGGAGGAGGCGUUUACUACUCAGAAUUGGAUAGUUCGUAUUUAUAAAGUGAAACCACCUAAAAACAGGUCCUAA
Molecule: messenger RNA, 2199 nt
Organism: Lathyrus sativus (Indian pea)
Lineage: Eukaryota; Viridiplantae; Streptophyta; Magnoliopsida; Fabales; Fabaceae
Source: the annotation of a GenBank genome assembly